AUGACGUCUGCUGCGGACGCCACUUCUGCUCGUAUUCGGAGGGCUACACAGGCUGAUCUCGAGGAUCUAUCUUUUAUGCUCGCCCGUAGCUUCGCACGAGACACGAGCUAUAACUGGAUCAAGGGCGCUACACAUACCAUCUCAAGUGCCAACACCCAAGAUCCCGGGGAGCUGGAGGCCCUGGAGCAAAUGCGCUUCCUUCAGUGGUCACUUGCUUGCCUGUAUCUGGUCUGUGGCCAGAUCGACUUGGUAGUCGUUACAAUCGAAGGGCGAGAGAAGAUCGUUGCCUGUACGUGCUGGGUCGAACCUGGAAAAGAAACGGACCCGGGCUUUCGUGGCUUGUUCCGCUUGCGCCUGUUCAGAAUUUGGAGGGCCUGGGGGCUUAGACCCUUCAAGCGCAUGGUGCUCGAGUUUGUGCCACAGGUUGAGAAGGUUGAGAAACAAGCGUUCAGCACACGCGGGAAGAAUAUGAAGGAUGCGUGGCACCUCGGUAUCGUCUCCACCGAUCCAGAUCACGAAGGUCAUGGCUACGUCUCCAUGAUGCUGAGAAACCGAUUUGAGACCAUAGGUCCGCACCCAGUCUACCUUGAGGCGAGUAGUCCAAGAUCGCGAGACGUAUACGCGCACUUCGGGUUCCAGCUCAUCGAGCCAGUCCUGCUGGGUGCAGGUAAAGUAGACUCGGAGGGUUUGAUAGCGACUGGCGAGAAGGCCACGGGCGUUCAAAACUUCAUUAUGGUCAAGUGGGAGUGA
This is a messenger RNA of Peniophora sp. CBMAI 1063, 750 nucleotides long. The record is from the annotation of a GenBank genome assembly. NCBI's taxonomy places the organism in Eukaryota, Fungi, Basidiomycota, Agaricomycetes, Russulales, Peniophoraceae.